Dreissena polymorpha is the source of this 3334-nucleotide messenger RNA. RefSeq names its product protein mono-ADP-ribosyltransferase PARP12-like. Gene Ontology annotation, molecular function: NAD+ poly-ADP-ribosyltransferase activity; zinc ion binding. NCBI's taxonomy places the organism in Eukaryota, Metazoa, Mollusca, Bivalvia, Myida, Dreissenidae. The transcript has 9 exons. The coding region runs from base 324 to 2516 and encodes 730 amino acids. The record is from RefSeq and is a predicted model, not a curated record.
GAAGAACAAUAGGCGAAUGGAAAUCCCAACACCUCAUGUUUUUCCACUUUUGUUUUGAAAUAAAUAUUUUGUUGUAGGCCAUUGGCUUUUGCAACAGGACAUAUACUGCGGUCAGGUUUCGCUUUGUAUUCACGACUGCAUCUAGGGGCAAACCGGUGUAAACCACGCUACCUCUUGUCAACCAACAAUACGGGACUAAACCAACAUUUGAAGGACUGCAGGAUGAAAACCUAAGGUCCGAAGUGGAAUUGUCGGCAAGUAUAAAAAGAAGUGCUAGAUCUACAUCGAGUGAAGCUUUCAUAAAAAUAUCUCAAAAUAGAAAUAUGUUUACCCCUUCGCCACAAGAACCGUCAGAUCAAUCGAUGAGACUAGUAUGUGUACAAGAUAAUAUUUACGCUGAAUCAACAGAGACAGACCAUGGCAGGCUGUUCAAAAUGGAGGAUGCAUCCAGCAAGUUCCUGUGCAUGGGUAAUAUCCAUGGCAACUGUAAACAAGAAAAGUGUACAAGACUUCAUAGCGAAACACAUUUACCUUACCUUUGGCAGAUACACCUUUUUGGGGGUUGGUUCACGUUACCGAAUUCUGAAAGUGUUGAACAACUGUUCAGUUCUCCGAAAGAAAAGGAUUAUUCUUUCAAGUUUACCUAUGAAUUGGACUUAUGCAUUUUCCCUUUGGACUGUACAAUAGUGUUUGAACCAGUGACACGGGCAUUCAUUCGUGAGUAUAGUUUUGUAGAGGUCAGGCGUUUGAGCACAAUGUCUUUCAACGAGGCCGGCGAUGUGGGGGACAGCUACGUAACUCAAUGGCGAUGGUACUGGAAGGACAAUGACGGGGAAUGGAUGUUGUUUGAACCUGACUCUCUUCAGCAUACGCUUGAGGCCAAGUUUCUUGCUAAACAAACCACAUACCUGUACUGGCGUGAAAACUACAAGUGGACGUAUACGAUUGACUUUGGUUCUAUGACGCAACAAAACGUGCAAACUGGAGCAACCAGACCACUCAGACGACGCCCAGUGUUUGUAUCUAUUAAAGACGUCCAGGACAACAAAACACCCCCAUGUCUAACGCCUCCUCAAGUGAUUGACGUUGCGCUACCGCAGUCCUGGGUACCAUGGGAUGUGGCACACCCAUUCGAACUUGUUCAGUUAUCACCUUACGAUAAAGACUUUAUAGAGCUGUCAGCAAGCUUUUUCAAGACCGCAAGCCGUGAUCAAUUUACUAUAACAGCCGUAUUCCGGAUACAGAAUCAUGCUCUAUUGUCUGGAUUUAACAAUUACGAGAAGGUCAUGUUAAACAACCAGCGGAGACUUGGAGACAGAAACCCUGUCGAUAAACGCCCCCUCUUCCACGGAACCGACAGUUUGGAUACUGUGCGCGGAAUCUGCGUCAAUAACUUCGACUUCCGGUUAUGCGGAAAAAAUGCCACUGCGUAUGGUCAAGGCGCAUACUUUGCUAGAGAUGCGAAAUACAGUCAUACGUUUACAAAACCAGAUGAAAAUAUGGAGAGAUUUAUGUUGCAGGCUAAUGUUCUAAUAGGCAACUACACGAAAGGUGACCCACAGUAUAGGCGGCCGCCAGAAAAGCCAGACAAAGGUCAUGAACUUUUUGAUUCAUGUGUAGAUGAUGAAGAUGAUCCUAGUAUGUUCAUUCUUUUCGAUAAAAACGCAUACUACCCUGAGUACCUUAUUCAGUACAAACAUUCAGAUGACGAGUCAUCACCGCAGCCCGUUGUUUUAUUGAACGCUUCAAAGCCUUCCAGUUUAACACCUUUACUGGUUGCGCAGCAAGCGCGACCAUCACAAACAACAACAAAAAGGCCAAGAAAACCGAGAUCAAAAAAAGCUUCACUAUCUUUGUCAGGUGUGCAACAAACAACACCAACAUCAAUCCCUACCAAACGAUCCCGAUCAAAAAAAUCCAAAACGAGCAAUUCUUCAAGUGUGUCCAAUUCAGUGCCACCAAUAUCUGUGCUUCAAGGACCAAUUCCAACAUUAAACGCACCUUCGUCACAAUCUACGCCAAUGCCUACUAUGAAUUCCUCCAUUACAAUGACAUCACCAGCUGGUGUGCCGCUAGGGACCCCUACACCAAAUACCACUACUAUACCAGUACUAGCUCAUUCAUACAAUCCAUUGUCGCUACCAAAAUCAAAUGUCACAACACCUGUUAUCGCAUCUUCUUCACAAUCACCGCAAAUGCUAACUGUUAGUUCCAACAUAUUAAUGCCAUCAACAGCUUUGCCACUAACAAUUCCACCACCAAAUUCCACGACACCAACGUUGCAAUCUACGCCAGCACAAGCUCAUGCAAACAAUUCAUUGUCUCUAGCAUCGCACAAUUUCACAGGAUCACCAUGGAAUUCCAUGUCCAUGCACGCUUCGAAUUCUACUUAUUUUUGGGGUAACCCUCCGCCUGCACACACAACCCAAACAUUGCCUGGUUACCAAUUCCAAGCACACCACCAAUUACAAUCAAUGUAUGAUCCUAUAAUAAUAAACGACACAGAUAGCGAAUAAUGUUAUAAGUGCUUACUUUUAAAACCUUAAUAAUAAAACUUCGUUAGUUGGCAAGUGUUCUGAUUGUUGCAAUGCUGCAAUCUUCAAAACACACAACUUAUUUCAGUUACACAAGCAAAUACUUUCACUGUUGCACGGUGUGAUCAAUUCUAGGCUGAGUGCAUGCCUUUGAAUUCCAAAUGCUCUGCUUGACCGUUCCAAAACGCUUGAUAUAUUGUAUUUUAAUCGUAAUGUUGUGUUGUAUGCAUUGUAUGAUUAUUCUGGAAUAUCAUCGUUUCAUGUUUUAUUCCAGAGGAAUUCACACUGAAUUCAUAUUUAAAACAGAGACAAAUAUGCGGCUUAUCUUGUGCUAUUCAUAUGGUUUUUUUUAUUUAUUUUUAUCGUUAUGUUGUUUUUAUUUUCAAUAAUUUCAACAGUCUAAUCAGUUAAUUUUGGUAGGCAAUAAUUUAGUUAAGGCUUUUCUUUCGAUUUUUUUGUCUUCCACAUAAUUAUCACUCUGGUUAUGAGCUCAACUCACUAAAAGCUCAGAAAACUGUAAACGAGAAUGAUAUGUUCGACCUAUCAUCCCAUUAAAAAUCAUGCCUGUCAUAAAGUUAAUUGUAUGUUUCCGAUAAAUAUGUAGAGAACACUGAAAAAAAUAGCUCUUACGAAGUAAAACUCAUUUGUCGGCCAUUAAGACUUAAACUUAUUUAAUCAGCUUAUCAUUGCGACAUUUUUUGGCUUUGAAACAUAGGGAGAAACAGUGUGAAAAUUGCAAUUGUUUAGCAUAUUAAAUAUGUACUUGUUGAUGCUUCAUAAAAUCACAAUAUUUAAUCAUC